UGAAAUGAAGCCUGAUUUUGACUCUCUUUUUUAAGCUUGCUUCUAGCGACGGAUAUCUCUUAGCUUAAGAUUCUAGAAAGUUGAAAACCCUCACCUCUUACCCUAAUUCUGGAGUGGAGUAAUCAUAUUGUUUUAGAUAUCUUGGCAUUGUAUGGCGUACGUAGACCAUGCCUUCUCCAUAACCGACGAGGACAUCUUGGUGGACACCUCCUACGCCGUUAACAAUCGGCCUCCGUUCAAGGAGAUCGGCCUCGCUGUGUCUCUUCUCGUCUUUGGCACGCUUGGGAUCAUAUUGGGUAUCUUCAUGGCCUACAACAGAGUCGGCGGUGACCGAGCCCAUGGGCUUUUCUUUACACUACUAGGCUGCGUAUUAUUCAUUCCGGGAUUCUAUUAUACGAGGAUUGCUUAUUAUGCAUAUAAGGGAUACAAAGGUUUCUCCUUCUCCAACAUUCCCCCUGUUUAGUGUCUUCCUUCUAUGUACAGAUCUUCUUUCAUUUAUCUAUGUUUCGUUACUUAUUUGUGUAUCCAGAAUAACUUCAGAGUUUGAAUGUUAUUUGUUCGUAUUAGAAUUGUGAGCAGCCACUAGUCCAAUCAUUGUUUGAGUGAAUGGAAGGAUAGAUGUUGGAAAGUUGUCUCUUCCCCUGUUUUAUUGCCUCGGUUCUAUGAUUGGAGUUAUCAAAGGCAUAUUAGAAACAUUCCUUGUAACCAGAGCUUCCGCUUGCCUCCUUACAAUAUGCACAAGAUACAGCUUCCAUUUAUUUGAUUGUAAUCACUUAACUUUCCAAAACAUGAAUUAUAGAAAACAUGAUUUUUCUUUCUUUGAA
Molecule: messenger RNA, 824 nt
Organism: Gossypium raimondii (Peruvian cotton)
Lineage: Eukaryota; Viridiplantae; Streptophyta; Magnoliopsida; Malvales; Malvaceae
Exons: 2
Coding region: 152-463 (103 amino acids)
Cellular component (GO): endomembrane system
Source: RefSeq, a predicted model, not a curated record